AUUGGGAACGUAAUUUAUGUAUGUAUAUGCGUGAUUUGGUAAUAGUUUUGUGAGAGAGAUGGAUUUACUGGGGAAGUUUGAUCCAAAAUUGUAAACUUGAUUUAGCUGGCAAGAGGAUAAAAUGGGUAUAUCCGAUGGAUCAUUUAUUGUUAAUUUAUUAUGUAAACAUGGGUCUCUGAAUAAUGUUGAUUUUAGUCUGUAUCUGGGUGAUUUUAGACGACAUGGGAAACUCUAUGUGCAUGAUGUGCAGGAAAGACGGGAUGUUUUUCAACUCAGCCACUGAGGAGUUGGAUGCCUACUAUCCUAUUAGACCUGAAUGCCUAGCUGAUGUUGCCAAGACCAGAUUUAAGGCCAGGGUAGGCAAGACUCUUAGUCCAAGAAGAUGGAAUGCAGCAUUUUCUCAAGAUGGCCAUUUGGAUAUAGCUGGUGUUCUCAGGAGAAUCCAAAGAGGGGGGAUUCAUCCUACAAUUAAAGGGGUAGUCUGGGAGUUCUUGUUGGGAUGUUAUGAUCCCAACAGCACAUUUGAUGAAAGGAAUGAAGUCAGGGAGCGGAGAAGGGAACAGUAUGCUGCAUUGAAAGCUGUAUGUCAAAAGAUGGAACCCACCAUUGGCAGUGGAAAGUUCAUCACAACAGCUAUAAUCUCUGAUGAUGGCUGCCCAGUGCAAGAUGCUUCCGCUGACGCUAACACAGAAGAUAAUAAUGGUGCCAUGUCAAAUAGUGGCCCUUCAGAUGAAAGGGAGAUCCAGUGGAAGCUUAGCCUGCCUCAAAUUGGUUUGGAUGUUGUCCGGACUGAUCGUACUCUUGUAUUUUAUGAAGAUGAAGCUAAUCAGGCAAAGCUCUGGGAUGUUCUAGCUGUCUACACUUGGAUGGACAAAGACAUUGGGUAUGUUCAAGGCGUCUUACCCGUUUGUAUGGUUAUCCUUCUUGAAAAUGAAGCAGAUGCCUUCUGGUGUUUCGAACGUGCAAUGCGUAGACUAAGAGAAAAUUUCAGGUGCACCACAACUUCUAUGGGAGUGCAAUCGCAACUGGGUACGCUUGCCCAAAUUAUUAAAGCCAUUGACCCAAAGCUCCAUAAUCACCUUGAGGAGGUGGAUGGUGGGGAAUAUUUGUUUGCCAUUCGUAUGCUAAUGGUUCUUUUCCGAAGGGAGUUCUCAUUUGUGGAUGCAAUGUAUCUCUGGGAGGUCAUGUGGGCCAUGGAGUAUAAUCCAAAUAUCUAUUCGCUGUAUGAGGAGUCAAGUGAGCCUGGCAGUGUAAAAAAUGGUGAAAAAGUAAAUAACAAGAUGCUCAAGCAGUAUGGAAAGUUUGAGAGAGAAAAUAUGAAAACUGGAUGGACAGACCAGAGAGGUGCCCUUGCUGUUUUCCUUGUUGCUAGUGUACUUGAAAAGAAGAAUAAGCAACUUCUGAAAGAGGCUCAAGGCCUGGACGAUGUCGUCAAGAUCUUGGGCGAAAUCACAGGAAAUUUGGAUGCCAAAAAAGCACUAAAAGAGGCACUGAAAAUUCACAAGAAGUAUUUGAGCAAGGCAAAGCAACCAGAGUAACCACUUGUGCAGUGUGGCAGCUAGUUUCUUUUUAUCUUUUUUGUUUCUUUAUUUGUUGUAUUUUUUGUAUCCAUUCUUUUUGAGUUGUGGAAUCAACUUUUCUUGGUAGAUAGGCAUUUGUCAUGGAUCGUCCCUAGUCGUUGUAUUGCACACAGCUCUUUGUAAAAGAAAUCAACCCUCAGAUCAACCCGGUUAUUGUAAUUGUCUAUAGUAACACCCGUUCUGUUAUACAGUUGAAUCUGAGAUUUUGAUGAUAGGAAUGUAAAUUGAACCCAGCCAAAUUGAACUGGCUAAUUAAAGAAUCACAAUCUUUCUCUUCUUUCCUUUUC
Sesamum indicum (sesame) is the source of this 1867-nucleotide messenger RNA. The record is from RefSeq and is a predicted model, not a curated record. NCBI's taxonomy places the organism in Eukaryota, Viridiplantae, Streptophyta, Magnoliopsida, Lamiales, Pedaliaceae.